Molecule: messenger RNA, 2183 nt
Organism: Toxorhynchites rutilus septentrionalis
Lineage: Eukaryota; Metazoa; Arthropoda; Insecta; Diptera; Culicidae
Gene: Fbxl4
Product: F-box/LRR-repeat protein 4
Exons: 4
Coding region: 26-2011 (661 amino acids)
Biological process (GO): SCF-dependent proteasomal ubiquitin-dependent protein catabolic process
Cellular component (GO): SCF ubiquitin ligase complex
Molecular function (GO): protein binding
Source: RefSeq, a predicted model, not a curated record
UGUUUCUGAUGGGGCACAUUGCGAUAUGCUCAGGUCUUCUUCAGCUGUUAACUUAAUUUGCGCCAAUAAUUUUGCAGCUACGUUUGAAUCAUUCCGAAGAUUGUCUAAGCUGUUUCGGUUUCAAAUAUUGAAAGAUUUAAAUCAGCUGAUUUGUGCUGCUUUUCCAAUGCAGAGUGACGACUCGCUGCUUUCGUCCGAUGGGGACGAAUCGUACGAUUACACCACCGAGGAUGACGACGGUCCGAUGAGUUUCGAACUCAGCAGCAUCUACCAGCCCGACAGCGAUCCGGGUGGCCAGCAGGUGACGAUCAAUCAAUACGCCCAAAGCAUCGUGGAUUUUAGUUCCCAAUACGGGAGCGACACAAGCAUUUCCUACACCGCGUACAAUGUUGCUGGGAAACCCUCUAAGUACCCCGACUAUGGAGAUUUCCCGGAAACAUUCGCUUUCCGAUCUUAUGGCCCCUGGUGGCACGAGGCGUCCUCCGCACGGGACGAAUUUGCAACCCAAAACUUCGACAGACGCUGCGUUGUGGAUGAUUUCCUUCUGGCGCGCUUCGAGGACCAGGUUUAUCCGGACAAGAUAAAGGUUUUCGAGACGUACAAUCCGGGGGCGAUUGUCCGCAUCUGGGCGUAUCUGACGACGACAAAGCGAUGGCUGUGUCUGUGGGACGCCUGCGAAUCACCUCCGCAACCGUUCGAACCAAACAAAGCCCGUUGUUUUAGCCCGGAUCUCAAGCCGUGUCCCAGCCCGACGCGCUACAUUCGGCUCGAGUUCAACCAGAGAGGGUUGGCGUAUUUUACCCAGAUCGAUGCAAUCAUGCUGACAGGGCGAAAGUGUGUUCCAUCCUCGACGGAAAAUAGUGCCGGGCAAGACCCUAACAAUGUGAUUUUUGAAUCAAUCGAGACACUAUCAUCAGAUGACGAAACUAUCGAAGAGAUUGAAUUAACACUAGACAAGCUGCCUUAUGAGUCUAUCUUCAAAAUUUUGUCCUUCCUUGAUUGGGUAUCGUUAUAUCGUUGUGGUGCCGUUUGUCGAAGAUUCCAACAGAUCGUGGCGAACGAUCCCCUGUUAUACACAGAGAUUAAUCUACGACCCUAUUGGAACUGUGCGUCGGAUUCCCUGUUGAGUUCUUUGAGUAAACGGUGUGCCCUCAUCAAGAAACUCGAUCUGUCGUGGUGUGGAACGUUAAAAUUGAUCUCAUUCGGCGCGUUCAAAGACUUUAUUACCGAACACGGUAAAAAACUAACCCACCUCCGGCUGGACACAUGUAAGUUCAUCACCAAUGGCUUCUGUCUGGAAACCAUCGGGACAUAUUGCGGGCAGAACCUGCGCGAACUCACACUCCAAAACUACAUCCCAGAGGAGGAAGAUUUCACCGGGUUACAUACAUUCACGAAUCUCGAACGACUCGAUCUCAGCAGAACCACUAUCAAGCAAGAAUCGCUCAUGAUAGUGCUUGCAAACAAUGCGAACCUUCGUCAUCUGAACUUGUCGUUGUGCUCGAUAGAUGUCAACCUUGACGAAGUAGCUGUGCAGAUCGCGAAACACAACCCCAAACUGGUUUCCCUAGAUCUGUGGAAAUCCCAUCAGCUGACCUCCCACGGACUGACAGCACUCAGCCAGUGUACACUGCUGGAGGAAAUCGAAUUGGGCUGGUGCCUCCGACAGGAACCUUCCCCCGGUGAAUCACUGCGACUGCUGGUGAAGUCCUGUCCGCGACUCAAGAAACUUUUUCUGGCGGCAAGCCGUGGCCUUAACGAUCGCGAUCUGCUGGAAAUUGCCCAUCGCUGCCCCAAUCUGGAGCAGCUGGACGUUAUGGGGAGUGUGUUUAUCUCGACGGAGAUGUGCUAUCGAGUGCUGUGCAGCUGCACAAAGCUGAAAAUGCUCGAUCUAAGUUUCUGUGAUAAUUUGGACAGUACGCAGGUGGCACUGUGGCAGGUGUGCUUCGAUGUGAAUAUCAAGCGGAGCAGGACGAACUUCCGCCCGAAUCAAUGGGGUUUGCCCGAUUAGGUGGUGUUCGGGGAUUCGUGUCCUGUACUAAAUGCUUUCGACAGAAGUGACAGAGAAAUGCAUCCUGCACUGUGCCAUUCCGCAGUAUUUGAAGAGAUAUAUUCAUAUUUAUAUACUUCGAUCUACAAGUAUUAUAUUCGUAGCUAUAGAUCAAAAAUGAAUUAAAUGACUA